Messenger RNA from Saccharomycopsis crataegensis, 183 nucleotides. RefSeq lists its product as uncharacterized. The transcript has a single exon. The coding region runs from base 1 to 183 and encodes 60 amino acids. Lineage: Eukaryota; Fungi; Ascomycota; Saccharomycetes; Ascoideales; Saccharomycopsidaceae. The record is from RefSeq and is a predicted model, not a curated record.
AUGGCCAUUGCUAUGGUGGUGAUUAGAUUUGCCCCGUGCUUUAUCGAAUCCAUCAAGGAUAUUAUUGAUCUUCUUCUUCCACUGAAUUCGAUCCUUCCGACUACCGGCAAAAACCAUUUAAAGAAACCAACAGGAAGAGAAUACCAAAAUAACUCCAUCUUUGAUAAUAGCCCAUCGGUUUAA